This is a messenger RNA of Fraxinus pennsylvanica, 411 nucleotides long. Lineage: Eukaryota; Viridiplantae; Streptophyta; Magnoliopsida; Lamiales; Oleaceae. The record is from the annotation of a GenBank genome assembly.
AUGAUUACUAGCGCUGAUGAAUCUUCCGUCAAUGGUCAGGUGGGCAGUUACAACCAAACCAAGAUCAAGCGCUCUGAUUUUCCCGAAGAUUUUGCAUUUGGUGCUGCAACUUCAGCUUAUCAGAUUGAAGGUGGAUGGAAUGCAGGAAGUAAAGGCAUGAGUAAUUGGGAUGUUUUCACACAGAAACAACCUGGUGGUAUUUCUGACGGUAGCAAUGGCUGUGUUGCUAUUGAUCACUAUAAUAUGUUUCGGGAAGAUGUGGCUUUGAUGAAGAAAUUGGGUUUGAAUUCAUACAGAUUUUCAAUUGCAUGGCCUAGAAUCUUGCCAGGCACGAGUAGGGCGACGGGAGUUGGAAGUCACUGUCCUGGGUCUGGGACUGCGGACGAGAGAGACCAAGAGGCGACAGAGUAG